AUGGGGCCGUUCAGCGACACAGCCCAGGAUGUCUCAGCCCAGCUGGUGAACAGCACCUGGGCCCACAGCUCUGCGCUCAGCUUCAUGCCCAGCCUGGGGGACCACGGCAAAGAGCUCGUCUGCACCGUCACCUACAGACCACCACGGGCACCUUCCACUAGCGAAACCAUCUGGCUCCAUGUCGGCUACAGCCCCUGGCUGGGGACUGGGCUGAACUCAUCCUGCCAGCGCCAGGGGCCCAGCGUCAGCUGCAGCUGCUCCCUGUGCUCCCAGCCCCCGCCCCAGCUCCAGUGGCAGGUGGACGGGGAGCCCCUGUCUGGGAACAGCUUGCGGGGGGCCCUGCAGGUCAGCUCCUGGGCCUAGGGGGACGAGGCUGUCAGCACCCUGAGCUGGACAGGGAAUGGAGACGG
This is a messenger RNA of Chelonoidis abingdonii (Abingdon island giant tortoise), 410 nucleotides long. NCBI's taxonomy places the organism in Eukaryota, Metazoa, Chordata, Testudines, Testudinidae. The record is from RefSeq and is a predicted model, not a curated record.